Molecule: messenger RNA, 1569 nt
Organism: Auanema sp. JU1783
Lineage: Eukaryota; Metazoa; Nematoda; Chromadorea; Rhabditida; Rhabditidae
Source: the annotation of a GenBank genome assembly
AUGAGUAAAUAUUUUAUAAUAAUUUAUAUUUUGUACAUUCACAUAAUUGAAAUAUAUCCAAGAAGGCCUGAAAGAUCUGUCCUUGACGAAGAUCCAUGCUUAGAUGCUCAACAGGUUUCAGACUUGAACAGCGUUCUGUUUUCUAAAAAAUAUUCUCAUCUAAAACGACCAUGGAUGAGAGAAGACUUCAAGCCGAAGAUAUUUUAUUCCAAAGGAAUUGACUACCAGUGGUCCUGGGUUAAAAGCUUACCGGUUCGAGGGUUAAAUCCUACUAAUACAAUUGAAGAUGUAAUCCGUUGGAUGGAUUCUCUCAAUUGUUCCUUUUUGGCAGUUGGGGAGGCUGUCUGGAGGACAGUGCAGAGAGGACGACCCGUCAGUGUCUCUGCUGAGACAAGCUGCUCUCUCCAAAAAUUGUAUUCGGCUUGUCUUGACAAGUUCCAAGCCUCAUCUUGUGGACUCUAUCCCUUGCCAAGUACAAAGAGUGUCGUCUACCGCUUAGAAAUUGGUGACGCCACAGCCAACAGUUCCAUUGAUGUCGUCCGAGCAGAGCCUUUGAAAUUAUUCGAUUGGGGCUCCAUACUUGGGCAAUCGCCAGAACAUUUGAGUUACAGCGUGGAAUCCAUGGCAAUACAUGACAACCAAGCAGGGAAAAUUAAAUUAAUUGACUUGACGGGUCGAGGAUAUUCUGAUACUUGUGAGCGGAAGAUCAGUGCUGGAAACGAAGAAAGCUGGGAUGCAUGGGCUUACAAUAACUCUGCUAAGCUUUAUGAAUUUUAUCGGCUGAGAGCUCAAGGCUUCAGUGUCAGUAAUUCUGCUUUUCAAAACUUUGUGAACGAAGAAAUCAAGCGGAAUUGGGAUAAAAAGACCGCCCAGACAUUCUAUUGUGAGGUUAUGCUCGGAGGAAUUAUAAGUUGGGCUGGCGAACGAUUAACUACUGCUUGCCAUGUUGUUUAUCCAGAUCAAUCUCAUGUACAACGAAUUACACAAGCUAAAGAAAUCAUGGAGCAUGAAAUGGGUUUUCUAUAUAAAUCACAAAUGGGGCCGGCUAUUGAUGAUAUCGAGGCCAUUUAUCUAACGAGUAAAACCUAUGUGGAGACACGUAACAAACUGCUUCACAGAAUACCAACUGGAAUCGUUCCGACUCUCAGUAACACUGAACUAAUCGAGGGUAAACCAAUGGUGAAUGAUAUCUCAGAAGUACAUCGAAGACCCAUCUUAUCCAAAGCUGAAGUAGACGAAGAGCUACCAAGAGAGUAUCCUUCUAAAACAGUAUAUAAUCUGUCCCCUGAUCCCCAUGGUGGCUUUGUUGAACAGGCUGAAGGAGCAGGAUACAACGAUCCGAUUGCUUAUGAUAGUUCAGAUGGUGAUUCGGAGAGAGAUGAAGACGAAAAAGACGUAGAUGACAGCGUCUACGCUGACUCCAACAACGACAAUGUCAGGUUCGCUGAGUAUAAAGUUCCUGCAUCAGAAGCAAUCGUCAAAGAUAAAUAUCCUCCUGCAAAGGUGAACCUUUGCGUUAGUUCUACGAUCAUAUUUGCGAUUUCAAAAACUCUCCUUGUUUGGUUAUGA